Messenger RNA from Bacillus rossius redtenbacheri, 1011 nucleotides. Its product is annotated as proteasome subunit alpha type-1-like. NCBI's taxonomy places the organism in Eukaryota, Metazoa, Arthropoda, Insecta, Phasmatodea, Bacillidae. Gene Ontology annotation, cellular component: proteasome core complex; proteasome core complex, alpha-subunit complex; nucleus. Gene Ontology annotation, biological process: proteasomal protein catabolic process; ubiquitin-dependent protein catabolic process. The record is from RefSeq and is a predicted model, not a curated record. The transcript has 5 exons. The coding region runs from base 136 to 966 and encodes 276 amino acids.
AAUAAUAAUACGGCUUCGAUUGAAAUAAUAUGUCAUCGUGAACAAGAAAGUUUCGUUGUUGUAUACCGUUUUCUCUCAGAAGUAUUUGCUAGUAAAGGUGUUUGUGGAAAAAAGUUUGGAUUUACGCAUGUGAUAAUGUUCCGCAACCAGUACGACAGCGACGUGACGGUGUGGAGCCCCCAGGGCCGCCUGCACCAGGUGGAGUACGCGAUGGAGGCCGUGAAGCAGGGCUCGGCCACGGUCGGCCUCAAGAACGGCACGCACGCCGUCCUCGUGGCGCUCAAGCGGGCCUCGUCGGAGCUGUCCGCCCACCAGAAGAAGAUCUACCCCAUCGACGACCACAUCGGCAUCACCAUCUCCGGCCUCACCGCGGACGCCCGCAUACUCUGCCGCUACAUGCGCACAGAGUGCCUGAACCACAAGUACUCGCACGACGCCCUGCUGCCCGUCAGCCGGCUGAUUGCCAACCUCGGCAACAAGAUGCAGGUGUGCACGCAGCGCUACGACCGCCGCCCGUACGGCGUGGGCCUGCUGGUCGCUGGCUACGACGACCAAGGGCCGCACGUGUACCAGACGUGUCCCUCGGCCAACUUCUUCAACUGCAAGGCCAUGGCGGUGGGGUCGCGCUCCCAGAGCGCCCGCACCUACCUGGAGAAGCACUUCGACGAGUUCCCGACGUGCCCCACGGAGGAGCUGAUCAAGCACGGCCUCCGAGCGCUGCGCGACACGCUGCCCAACGAGGUGGAGCUCAGCGCCAAGAACGUGUCGAUCGGGCUGGUGGGGAAGGGCGCGCCGUUCCGCAUGCUGGACGAGGAGCAGACGGCGGGCUACCUGCGCAUGGUGGAGGGGGAGGAGAAGAGGACCACAGGGGGCGAGUCCCAGCCCGAGGAGGCCCCCCAGCCCCCGCCGGGCGACGACGCCCCCCCACGGGACCCCGUCCCCGCCGUCGCCAUGGACACUGACUAGGCCCCUGUACCGCGCCAACGCUCAAUAAACUACUGCUGCUCUUUC